AUGACUUGGGUUCAUAAUCUUCAUAAACCAGAUCCAGAUACCAAGAUUGGGCGUGUCAUUGCUAUUUGUGUGGUGUUUCCAACUCUUGCGUUGUUGGCGGUAUGUCUGCGAUUCUAUGUCCGGCUUACCACGAAGCGCACACCGUGGUGGGAUGACUAUACGGUGCUGGCUAGUGUGCUGUUAACGGCGGUUUACGGAGGUCUCACAAUUGCUCAAACUCGAUGGGGAAUGGGAUUGAGCCAAGCAUACUUUCCGGAAGAAAAUGUUAUUCCAUUUAGCAAGAUUCAAUACGCCGGUGGACCUGUUUAUACCCUCGAUCUUUUGGCCUUCAAAGUUGCGCUGCUCGCCUCAUACCUCCGGAUUGGUGGUUUUGUGCAAACUUAUAGGCUCAUCAUAUUUAUCGCAAUUACUACCUGUGUAAUAACACAGUUAAUCUUUACCUUCAUUAUUUCGGCUUCCUGUCGGCCUGUUGCAAAGCAGUGGGAUAUGUCCGUCGAGGGAACAUGCAUUGACACUGUGUCAUUCUACUAUGCUCUUGCUGGAACAAACCUAGGAUUUGAUAUUCUCGUUAUCAUCCUCCCCCUGCCUGUUUUAUGGAAACUUCAACUCCAGCGAAAGCAGAAGCUCGUCUUGACUGCCAUAUUUGCAUUGGGCUUCUUCAUCACAAUUAUCCAAAUAAUUCGAAUCUUCAGUGUGAAAAAUCUGAAAACCGUUACGGACAGUCAAGGUCUCAUCUGCUGGUCGAUUGUUGAAGUUAGCCUUGGUGCAGUGAUUACCUGCAUUCCAACCUACGGGCCUCUGUUCAAGAGCUUCGCGUCAACUAUUUCCUCUUACCGCAAGCAUGGAACGGGGCCCACUUACCCCCUCGACUCGAUGCCCGAGGGCGGAAACGAUACAAUGCGAUCGCGCCGGAAUACCAGCAAUGGCAGCACAUUAGUCCCUCCUACUCUUUCACCAGUGGCACAUGUGCGACAAAAGAAGAGAGGUGCGCUGUCAUCCGUAAUAGAUACGGGUAGCGAAGAACAUAUCCUGGGCGAAGGAGAUAACAUGCAAAUCUACAAGACUAUGUCUUACAAGGUCGAGAAUGGUUAG
Molecule: messenger RNA, 1092 nt
Organism: Penicillium antarcticum
Lineage: Eukaryota; Fungi; Ascomycota; Eurotiomycetes; Eurotiales; Aspergillaceae
Product: putative integral membrane protein (Pth11)
Exons: 5
Coding region: 1-1092 (363 amino acids)
Source: RefSeq, a predicted model, not a curated record